AUGAAGUUCCCUACUUUCAUCGCCGCCACCAUCUUCCUCGGCCUGGGCGCCAACGCGUCUGCCGUCCCCGACACCGUCGCAGCGAUGGCAGCCGGCAUUGGUGGGAACAAGCACUACGGCAAAUGCUUCGCCGGCCUGAAUCAGUGUGUAAUCAACCAGAAGCACGGAGAGCGCAGAAUCGACUGCAGGAAACCGUAA
This is a messenger RNA of Colletotrichum siamense, 198 nucleotides long. RefSeq lists its product as uncharacterized. Bases 1 to 198 code for a protein of 65 amino acids. The record is from RefSeq and is a predicted model, not a curated record. The transcript has 3 exons. NCBI's taxonomy places the organism in Eukaryota, Fungi, Ascomycota, Sordariomycetes, Glomerellales, Glomerellaceae.